Messenger RNA from Lachancea fermentati, 1308 nucleotides. NCBI's taxonomy places the organism in Eukaryota, Fungi, Ascomycota, Saccharomycetes, Saccharomycetales, Saccharomycetaceae. The record is from the annotation of a GenBank genome assembly.
AUGGGUCAAGGUGCGUCUACGUAUGGGAAGGACAAAAAGAAGAAGGAUAAGCAGAAGCCAAAGUAUGAACCACCAGUUCAAUCUAAGAUAGGAAGGAAGAAAAGGAGAGGACCAGCAACAGCUGAAAAACUGCCUAAUGUGUACCCAAGCACACGUUGUCGGUUGAAGUUGCUACGCAUGGAAAGGAUCAAAGAUCAUCUACUGCUGGAAGAAGAAUUUGUGACCAAUUCAGAGAUAUUGAAGCCUUUCGAGAAGAAGCAAGAAGAAGAGAAAAAACAAUUGGAAGAAAUUCGUGGCUCGCCACUCUCGGUGGGUACUCUUGAAGAAAUUAUAGACGAUGAUCACGCAAUCGUAACGAGCCCCACGACGCCAGAUUUUUACGUCUCUAUUUUAUCUUUUGUGGACAAAGAGCUUUUGGAGCCCGGCUGCUCAGUUCUUUUGCAUCAUAAGACAAUGUCGAUUGUUGGUGUUUUAGCUGAUGAUGCGGACCCCAUGGUAUCGGUAAUGAAGAUUGACAAAUCACCUACUGAGUCAUAUAGCGAUAUUGGUGGUUUGGAGUCUCAAAUUCAAGAAAUUAAAGAAGCAGUUGAACUGCCAUUAACACAUCCCGAGCUUUACGAAGAAAUGGGUAUCAAGCCCCCUAAGGGUGUAAUUCUAUAUGGUGCACCAGGGACAGGGAAAACAUUGUUGGCCAAGGCCGUAGCAAACCAGACAUCAGCCACGUUUUUAAGAAUUGUUGGUUCGGAGCUAAUUCAGAAAUACUUGGGAGAUGGGCCAAGAUUAUGUAGACAGAUUUUCAAAGUUGCUGCGGAAAAUGCCCCCAGUAUUGUUUUCAUCGACGAAAUUGAUGCUAUCGGAACGAAAAGAUAUGAUUCCAACAGUGGUGGCGAAAGGGAGAUUCAGAGAACUAUGCUUGAGCUUUUGAAUCAGCUGGACGGUUUCGAUGACCGUGGAGACGUUAAGGUUGUCAUGGCUACCAAUAAAAUUGAGAGUUUAGAUCCAGCAUUAAUUAGACCAGGGAGAAUUGACCGCAAGAUUUUAUUUGAGAACCCAGAUAUUUCAACAAAGCGUAAGAUUCUAUCCAUCCAUACAGCUAAAAUGAAUUUAAGCGAGGACGUGGAUCUAGACAACCUUGUGACGUCUAAGGAUGACUUAUCCGGUGCUGAUAUCAAAGCCAUGUGUACAGAAGCAGGUUUGCUCGCUUUAAGAGAAAGAAGGAUGCAAGUUACUGCCGAAGAUUUUAAGCAAGCAAAAGAACGUGUAUUGAAGAAUAAAGUUGAGGAAAAUUUGGAAGGUUUGUAUUUGUAG